AUGGGCGUUUAUUUAUCUGCGCCGGUAACAGAGAAAAGGAGUUCAAGCGGUGAAAAUGAACAUUGGUCUUAUGGCGCGACGUCAAUGCAGGGAUGGCGCAUUCAUCAAGAGGAUGCUCACAACUGUAUAUUAAACUUCGACAACAACUGCGCUUUCUUUGCGGUGUAUGACGGUCAUGGAGGAUCAGAGGUGGCUGAAUAUUCGUGUGAAAAUUUUCCUGAGUUUCUUAAAUCCCUAGACAUCUGGAAAGGUGGAAAGUUAGGACAAGCGUUAGAAGAUGCAUUUUUGAAAUUUGAUCAAAGUCUGAUGAAACCAGAGGUGCUGAAAGAGCUGAAGUUGCGAGCGGAUGCAAAUAGCGCUGCGAAGAAAACGGACGAAAGCUUAGAAAUCGAUGAUGCAGAAAAACACAUGCUUUUGGAAGAGUGUCAUUUGCCUCUUGACCAACUGUUACAGAAAUAUUUAAAUGCCGGUAUUGACAAGAACGUACUGCAGCGACGAGAGGAUGCGUUUGAGGGCGUGGUCAAUGAACGGAUUUCUUCGUUUCCCCCGUGCGAGAAAGUGGAGGAAACAGAAACAGUUUUAAAGACUUCUAAUGCUGCCACCAAGCGGUCGAGAGAUUCUGCGACUGAAUGCUUAAAGAACCAUUCGAAUAAAAACUCGGACAGUCCACGUACGGUGGAGAACGGCCCAGUUUUAAAUAAACGAGUUAAGAUUGAAGGCGAACAGAGCGAUAAGAGUAACUCUGAACUUCAGUCUGUAGGUAAUGAGAAAUUGCCUUCUAAUGUCCCUGGCGAUGGCGAUGCGGACUGUCUAUUCGGCGGUGAUAAGACGGACAGGAUAUCAAAGGACAAUGAAGCCUCUGUCAUUUCCCCAGAAAUAGAUGAGCACUUAGGAUUUAGUAAGUUUCAUUCCUUGCAGCCUGGCAUUGACAGCGGCACGACUGCAUGCGUGCUUGUACUGAAAGAUAACAUAGCGUACUGUGCAAAUGCCGGGGACAGCAGAUGUGUCCUUUGUCGCGACGGAGUAGCCAUUCAAAUGUCUGUUGAUCACAAACCCGAAGAUGAAACUGAACGGCAGCGGAUAGUAAACGCGGGAGGAAAAGUAACUAUGGAUGGCCGAGUGAAUGGCGGACUGAAUCUUUCCAGAGCUCUGGGAGAUCAUUUUUAUAAACGUAAUUCCAGCGUGCCGCUGAAAGAUCAGAUGAUAUCUCCCUUACCAGAUGUAUUUGUACAGACAGUGAAAGAGAACAAAGAACAGUUCUUUGUUUUGGCUUGCGACGGAAUAUGGAACGCAAUGGAGAACCAAGAAGUGAUUGAUUUUAUCAGGUUGCGAAUGAAUAAGGGCGCCUCUCUGAAAGAAAUAUGUGAACAGCUGUGCGAUGCAUGUCUCUCUCAAAAUACCGAAGGAGAUGGAACAGGUUGCGACAAUAUGACGGUUGUGAUAGUGAUGGCCAAGAAUCAUUCAAACGCUGCUUAG
Messenger RNA from Soboliphyme baturini, 1476 nucleotides. NCBI's taxonomy places the organism in Eukaryota, Metazoa, Nematoda, Enoplea, Dioctophymatida, Soboliphymatidae. The record is from the annotation of a GenBank genome assembly.